Molecule: messenger RNA, 1503 nt
Organism: Trematomus bernacchii (emerald rockcod)
Lineage: Eukaryota; Metazoa; Chordata; Actinopteri; Perciformes; Nototheniidae
Product: melanocortin-2 receptor accessory protein 2A-like
Exons: 4
Coding region: 251-931 (226 amino acids)
Biological process (GO): regulation of adenylate cyclase-activating G protein-coupled receptor signaling pathway; protein localization to plasma membrane
Cellular component (GO): endoplasmic reticulum; plasma membrane
Molecular function (GO): type 4 melanocortin receptor binding; corticotropin hormone receptor binding; type 5 melanocortin receptor binding
Source: RefSeq, a predicted model, not a curated record
GGAGAACCAAAAGGCAGCCGCUUCGCUCACAGGAUUUACAUUAGGAUGAAUGGAGUGUUCUUGCGUAACGUUAAGGCGAUGGAUUUCCCUGUACUGAAUCACCCUUUUGGCGCGAUGUUAAAUUCCGGAAGACGGACCUAACAUAAGGAAUUGUUUUCGGAAUUCACAGAAUUCACAGGAUUCCGACUCGUUCAACAACACAGAGAGGCUUCACAUCCCUGGAGAUACUGGUUCGUUACAUCAGUUUGAAAUGUCCGACUUCCACAACCGGAGCCAAACCAACGCACGUCGCAGUGACUACGUGUGGCAGUAUGAAUAUUAUGACGACGAAGAGCCCGUGUCUUUUGAGGGACUCAAAGCGCACAGAUACUCCAUCGUCAUCGGCUUCUGGGUUGGACUAGCUGUGUUUGUUAUAUUCAUGUUUUUUGUCCUCACGCUUCUCACAAAGACAGGAGCGCCACAUCAAGAAAACCCCGACUCUGCAGAGAAGCGCCAUCGACCAGGCAGUUGUCUGGUAGACAUCGGCAGUCCCCAGGACGAAAACGACAAAGCCUUCUCCCGACCCUUGCUAGCGGAGUCACGCACAUAUUUUCAUUUCUACAUCAACGAGGAGGAUCAGGGGAAGCAGAAACCAGAGGAGGAGAGAGUCAGCGGGGCUCGAGCGCAGCGGGGGGGCCGAGGGGUCGGCUCCUCGGGGGUGGACGAGAUGGAAGAAGAGGUUGAGGAAGCUGCGGGACACAAACCUAUCAACGGACUAAUGGAAGAGAGUAAUACAGACAGGGAAUGUGCCUUCUUUUCCCAUUUCAACAUCCCUAACUUUGUGAACUUGGAGCACAGCUCAACGCUUGGAGACGAUGAUCUGCUGUAUGAGCCGUCUGCCAUACUGGAGCGCCAGUCUCACUCUCAUGAUGCUCACUGUGACAUCCACUAAGUGGGUUUAUACAAAAUACAUGGCAUGGACUUAUUAUUAUUGUAAUGUAUUCCUUUUACCUGGCCAUUUGUGAUGUGACAGGUAGAAUCACACACACGUCUCACAGCUGCCUUUUAGAGUUUUUAUCUUUUUCAGCGAGCAUAGAUUUCCAUCAACAACAGGGUAUAAAAGAUGGCUCACAAACCCGUAGGCGUACCUCACAUUUAUGCGAUGACAUUUCUCAGAUUAAAUGGUCUUACAAACAGUACCUUUCACUUUGAGUACUAGGCUCCUCUGAAUUAGACGCGGCUGUAUUGAACCAGGACUACAGAUCUUUUUACAGAGAAAUGAAAAGACAGUGGUUCACCGAGCAGAGACGUUUGGUACAAUAUAUUCUGCUAUUAAUGCUGUCUUGCUUUCAUGUUCGAUUCUGAAGAAUGAACACACAACACAAAUGCCUGCUUGUCUACCAACAAGAUUAAAAGCAUGGAAUUUGUAUUCUGGGAAGCACACUUUAUUAGAAAAGGUAAAGUGUACUUCAACAUUAUGAAUAGUAGCAAAACAAUUGUUAUAUAUCACUAUUAGAAGGUAGU